Molecule: messenger RNA, 919 nt
Organism: Telopea speciosissima
Lineage: Eukaryota; Viridiplantae; Streptophyta; Magnoliopsida; Proteales; Proteaceae
Product: protein N-lysine methyltransferase METTL21A-like
Exons: 1
Coding region: 109-807 (232 amino acids)
Source: RefSeq, a predicted model, not a curated record
UCGAUUGUCCGACAACUCAAAGCCAAGCCCGGCAGAAGCUUUCAAGUAAAACAUCCAAAGCACCCAUAGCUAUCUCUGCUCUGCUCUCGUUUUAAGUUUCCUUGCAAGAUGAGCAUCAGAGAAGUUGAAGUCGCAGGCAAUAUAGUGACGAUUUAUGAGCCCGACGACGUCUAUGACCCAGUCACAGGCCGAGCUCUCACCGGGUCCUGGAUCUGGGACUCGUCCUUCAUCCUAUCAGAGUGGAUGGCGAGCCAUGGCCGACUCGAUUUUGACUUCCAUGGCCGAACCGUGGUUGAACUCGGUGCCGGAACCGGACUCCCCGGUCUAACAGCAGCAUUACUCGGCGCCAACCAUGUGGUUCUCACCGACGUUGCGCAACUUCUUCCUGGGCUACGGAAGAACGUCGAAGCCAAUGCACUUGAGGACCGAGUCCAGGUAAGGGAACUGCUUUGGGGAUCGGACGAGUCGCAGACGAGUGACGGCAGUGAGUUGGGGCAUGUGGGCUUGGUGCUGAUGUCUGACGUGUUCUUCGGUGCGUCGGAGACGGCUGCGCUAGCGAAGACGCUGAAGAGGCUAUGUGGGAGCGAGACGAGAAUUUGGUCGGCGAGUGAGAUUCGAGGGUGGAUUGGAGAUAGUCUAGAGGAGUUGAGGCGUGAAGGAUUCGGAGUGGUUGAGCUGCCGAGUCAACAACUCGUUCUGUCCUCAUCGUCGGCAGCGUCAAUGGCAAUUGAGGAUCCACCGUCGUUUGCUGUUUUUCUUCUCGUGCCACCUAGUUGUGACUCAGGAGCUGCAACGGACAUUACUUAAGCUGAAACGUAGGCUCCUGUAUACAUCUCUGUUUUAGAGCAGUUGAAUCAAUCGAUACCUCGAGGCUUCAUCAUCGCUUGCAUGAUGAUAAGGUCCCACUCCUGCGCGUUAA